Messenger RNA from Candoia aspera, 665 nucleotides. Its product is annotated as CD59 glycoprotein-like. The record is from RefSeq and is a predicted model, not a curated record. The coding region runs from base 16 to 405 and encodes 129 amino acids. Lineage: Eukaryota; Metazoa; Chordata; Lepidosauria; Squamata; Candoiidae. The transcript is spliced from 3 exons.
CCACCUUCUCUAUUCAUGGUCUCACGUAUGUUUCUACUUCUAGACAUGGACAAAAUGAACUGCAUUCUCCUAACAGCGUUCAUUAUUCUGACCACAUCCUGCAAUUCUGGCUAUGCACUUCGAUGUUAUUACUGUGAACAAAGUCCUAUGCUCUGUAGAACCAACCUCACCUGCUCUGAUGAAGAAGAUGCUUGCUUGCAAAUUAGGAUGAUACAUUUGAGAACUUACAAGUGCUGGAAAAUGUCAAAAUGCAGCAAAGAUGUUGUAGCCCGGGAGUUUAGUGUUGACAGUUUUAGACACCUUUGCUGCCAAAGAGAUUUCUGCAAUAAGAGUUCAAGCCUCCUCGUCAGUACAGCUCUCCUUGGUAUUUCUGCAGUGAUUGUGGUUUGGAUGAUGUCCUCGUAACAUGGAGAUUUGAAGUAAUAUCUUCUCUGCAUAUCCCUAUUCUCCCCAGACAUACAAGCACAUUACUGCAACAACUAAAGCUAUUUGAAGAAGCAGCUUGUUUUUGACCAGAAGAGAGUUAAAGCUAAGCCAGAAAAAAAUGGGAAAAUAUAUCCUUAAAAGAUAGUAUUCUCACUCAGUGCAUGUCGAUGCUCUUUGACAAUUGAGCCUACUCCUUAAUAUUUAAUCUCUGGUUAAUCUGUAUUCAUGGGAGAGAAAUU